Messenger RNA from Homarus americanus (American lobster), 2158 nucleotides. RefSeq names its product putative inorganic phosphate cotransporter. The transcript is spliced from 11 exons. Gene Ontology annotation, molecular function: transmembrane transporter activity. The coding region runs from base 236 to 1780 and encodes 514 amino acids. The record is from RefSeq and is a predicted model, not a curated record. NCBI's taxonomy places the organism in Eukaryota, Metazoa, Arthropoda, Malacostraca, Decapoda, Nephropidae. Gene Ontology annotation, biological process: transmembrane transport; monoatomic anion transport.
GCUAUCAUGGUUACCUGACGCACAGUAGUGGUGUACACAGUCAACCGACAGGAGGAACGGUUUGUGACUGGUAGUUGUGACUGUAUAAGAAGUACUGAACUAAGUGUAAAAACAGUAUUUUUAAGUGGUGCAGUGACCAGUCAGAUGAGUGUGUGAUAAUAAGGACUGUGACUGGAAAUGUACCGUGUGUGUUUCAACAGUGACCGAAGAAGACCCAGCCACUCAAGAGGUAACCAUGUUCUCCUCAUGUGCUUCACACUCCAGUGAACAAAGACCUUUACUGAGGCACCCAAAACGUUGUUGGUGGACUCCUCGUCACACUGUUGCUGUCAUGGGCUGUCUGGGCAUACUGUUAGAAUACUGUCAGCGGGUGAAUCUCUCUGUUGCUAUCGUGACCAUGGCUGGUGCAACAGAUGAUGAUAACACCACCACUCACGCCUGUCCUGGCACUAAUCACUACAACUCGACUGUCAUUACUCCUGAGAAAGGUGAAUUUCAGUGGGAUAAGCAGACUCAAGGGGUGCUCCUAGGGGCAUUCUUCUGGGGCUAUGCGACCACCAACAUCAUCGGAGGGCGGGCGAGCGAGUACCUGGGGGGGAAGAUGGUGUUUGGUAUGGGGAUCAUUACUUCAAGUUUUAUAUCACUGAUUUCUCCCGUCUGUGCCCGCGCUAACGUCCGGGUCUUUAUGGCGUGUAGGAUACUGCUGGGAAUUGUACAGGGGGUAACCUUCCCGGCCAUCAACACGAUGCUUGCUACCUGGGUCCUGCCUGCAGAGCGGAGCAAGUUCUCUACAAUAGCUUUCUCAGGGUUCCAGCUAGGCACGGUGGUGGGAAUGACCGUGAGUGGCUGGCUUGUAUCCUUUAAGUUCCUGGGAGGGUGGCCGUCUACCUUCUAUGUGUUCGGGGUGCUGGGCCUGGCCUGGGGCUUCGCUUGGUGUGUCUGGGUGUACGAGAGGCCCGAGCAACACCCCCAGGUCUCUCCCUCCGAUCUGAGAGACCUUCAGGAGCAUCAGAGCUCAGUCAAGGGUGCUCAGACCGUGGCUAUCCCCUGGAAGGCCGUGGUGACGUCACUGCCGUUCUGGGCGCUGGUGGCCACAAGUCUUGGGAACGACUACAGCUUCUACACCUUACUGACCGAGCUGCCCACCUACCUCCAUGACGUACUGCACUAUGACCUCAACAGUUACGGACUCUUAUCAGCUCUGCCUUACCUCCUGAUGUGGUUGUGGAGUCUUGGCUGGGCUGCUCUUAUGGAUACACUCACCAAGAACGGCGCCCUCUCUAUCCUCGCCGUCAGGAAGCUCUCGACGGCCGUGUCCUUGUAUGGACCAAUGUUGGGCCUGGGAGCUAUGUUAUUCGUGCAGUGUGACGCUGUGGUGGCGGUGGUGCUGCUGUGUGUGUGUGGGAUGCUGAACGGGGCCGUCAACAGUGGGUACAUGUGCUCUCAUCAGGAUCUGGCGCCUAAUUUUGCUGGGACUUUGCUGGGAGUUACCAAUACUGUCGGGGCCUUAGCUGGGAUUAUCAGUCCUACCGUCACAGGGUUCCUCAUUCAGGGUGAUGAGACCGUGUGGGCGUGGCGACAGGUGUUCCUCAUUAGUGUGGGUCUUUACCUGUGUUGCUGUACCUUCUAUCUUAUCUUCACUACAGCAGACGUUCAGCCCUGGAAUGAUCCCCAGUCUAUAGACGUGGCCAGUGGCGAGGACGACCCUGACAACCUGACGACUACCACACGUCAUCUGUCUGCUGACGGAGACGACAAGCUGCUCCACGACCACUGUUAAGACCUCAAUUACCGGAUGGCCACACACUAGAGGUGGCCAUACCGACAGAAGGUGGCCAAUGGACUAAAUAGAAUCCCUUCAUUGUUUUUGUUAGUUUUAUUAAGGGAUAUUUUAAAGCCCAGUACUGUUGUUGAUGCCAUAGUUUAAGCUGGCAGACUAUACCAUAGGUCAACCAGUCUCUGUGUUAAGAAAUAAUUCCUGCAUGAUAACUUGGCGAGCCUGUAGUUAUGACCUCUGGUGUUGAUGGCGCUUAUACAUGUGAUCUAACACAGGCCAAGGCUUAAUUUGUGCCGGAACGUAACCACAAGUCUUGGUACUUUUAUUUUGCACGAGUAAAUUGUAAAUAUAUCACAUGUCAAUAAAUACUACCAUUAAUAA